Messenger RNA from Penicillium angulare, 1098 nucleotides. RefSeq lists its product as uncharacterized. The coding region runs from base 1 to 1098 and encodes 365 amino acids. The record is from RefSeq and is a predicted model, not a curated record. The transcript has 3 exons. NCBI's taxonomy places the organism in Eukaryota, Fungi, Ascomycota, Eurotiomycetes, Eurotiales, Aspergillaceae.
AUGUCUUCAGACUCGAAGGAUUAUUCACCAGGAUAUUUGGAUGAAUAUUGUGGUGAUGAGCUUAUCGCUACAGCGGUGGUAUUUAUGGUUUUGGAGAUAGCAUUUGCGACAAUUCGAUGGUAUGCGAAGCGCAGACAAGAUGUGCCGAUAGGUCUGGAUGACUGGUUUAUCUGGCCUGCACUGGCAGUGAAUAUUAUACUAUGCAUAGAAGGCUUAAUUCUUAUCCCUCUCGCGGGCGUGGGGCAACAUCUUGUCGCAGUCGAAGCACACAGCCCAGAUAAAUUAAUCGCCUGGGGGAAAGGUAUCUAUGCGUGUGUUUGGAUUUGGGCGCUUGCAGUAGCUCUUCCCAAGAUGGCAAUUAUGGGGUUCUAUCUUCGCUUCUUCAAGUCGACUUAUGAGCGGGCGAUCACAUACACUUUAAUGGCUAUCACAGUCGCGACUUUCCUCGCUAUCGGACUUACUGCCACCUUUGCUUGUACGCCUGUUAGUUAUCAGUGGAAUCAAAGCAUACCCGGCACAAAGGGAAAAUGUAUAGACGUGACUGUUUUUUACGACUGGAUGUCGUUCCCGAAUAUUGUCACCGACGCCAUUAUGCUGGUUCUACCACUCCCCAUGAUCUUCCAACUACAUCUUUCUCAACGACAGAAGAUUGGACUAGCUUGUAUUUUCGCAACUGGUGGAGCUGGAAUCAUCACAUCUUGUCUUCGCUUCUCAAACUUCUACAACCGCAACGCAUUCGAGGAUAAUACUUGGACAUCUGUCCAAUUACUUAAGUGGACAGAUAUCGAGCCGGGGAUCUACUUUAUUGCUGCGUGUAUGCCUUCAUUUGGUCCGCUCUUCCAACGAGCUUGGAACAAAUUCAUCGCGCCUUAUGUUAGCAGUUUACGGAGGUCGACGAAGGGGACGAAUGGAUCUCAUAGCGAUAGUGGUCCGCUCGCACUACAUACUAUUGGGGGUGGGCGUCGAGAUCAUAAGUCUGGAAGAUAUAGCGAUGCUCGCGCUGGGGGCUUUUCGAGGCUGAGUGAGGAUCAUGAUCCUGACGAAACGAGGGCAUCACAAAUUCAAGUUACGUCGACAUUUACUGUCAAUCAUGUUUGA